Molecule: messenger RNA, 543 nt
Organism: Fonsecaea multimorphosa CBS 102226
Lineage: Eukaryota; Fungi; Ascomycota; Eurotiomycetes; Chaetothyriales; Herpotrichiellaceae
Exons: 3
Coding region: 1-543 (180 amino acids)
Source: RefSeq, a predicted model, not a curated record
AUGGAACUCGCUGUUGCACCGCCGUCACGAGUCGCAGCAGGUGUCACACUUAGGACUCCUCUCGUGGUCACAUUCUCGGGACGACCACCAAGGGCCGACGAUAAGCGUGAAGAUGGAGAAGCCUUCACACUGCCCGAUCUCAGCGGGAUAUGGGUCUUCCUAUCUCUUACAACUCCGGACAUGCAAGAAAGUCUAGCUCCUCCUCGGGAAGAUCUCCUGUGUGGAAGCAGAGCGGAUUCUGUCCAUGCUAUCUGCGAGGAACAGGAGGUCGAGCGGCCGACGGUCGCGUAUGCAACGUUUCCAGGGCUCAAGAUCACCCAACCUGGCAGUUACCGCAUCAAAGUCAACAUCAUCGAUAUGAAUGCGGCAUUCAGGGCCGACAGUAGCUUCGAAGGGGCAGCCACGGUUCUGCCGUGCCUUCAUUCUCCGGUCUUCGAAGUGGUCGAAGCCAGUGACCAUAGUGGCUCCGGACCACAACUCGCGGAGACGGUCAGCCGGUUGAGGUCAAUUGGUGUCAACUUUGGAGGCGAAGAGGAUCACUGA